AUGGCAAAAAAGACUACCGCGCGCCCGCCUCCGCCCUCAAUUCGCAAGAGGACGCGGCAGCCAGACCGCUCUCAGCAAAAGUCGAAGCCAGCGGGUAGCGCUGCCGAGGGCAACCGACAUCCGGUAAAGAGCGACAGAGACAAUCUAGCAGAGGAUGAGUUCAUUGUGGAGAAGAUCAGGGACCAUGCGGUUGCUGAAGAUGGUUCCCUUAAGUUUUGGGUCAAAUGGGCCGGCUGGAACAGAGUAUCUGACAUGACCUGGGAACCAGAGGAUCAUCUAAGCAAGUGUUCCGUACUGCAAGAAUAUUUUGAUCAGAUUGGCGGUCGCGACAAAGCGUUUGCAGGAAGAGCGGUCCAAGCCAAAAAGGAUGAUGCAGGUACCAGCAGCUCGCUCUCACCGACAACAGGACGGCGGGACAACAAGUCGAUAGCUGGGACAAGAAAUUGGGAGCCUCCUCCAGGCUCUUGGGAAUACGAUAUCAAAGCAAUCACAGGCUUAGAGGAUGACAGCGGCGGCAAGCUAACGGUAUACCUCGAUUGGAAGAACGGGCGCAAAACCAAGCACGACACAUCGGUCAUUUACAAGAAAUGCCCCCAGAUGAUGCUCCAGUUCUACGAGAGGCACGUGAAAAUCAUUCGCAACGCUGUUGCAGGCCUGGAAGGGCACUCAUGA
Messenger RNA from Purpureocillium lilacinum, 672 nucleotides. The record is from RefSeq and is a predicted model, not a curated record. Lineage: Eukaryota; Fungi; Ascomycota; Sordariomycetes; Hypocreales; Ophiocordycipitaceae.